Vitis riparia (riverbank grape) is the source of this 1956-nucleotide messenger RNA. RefSeq names its product protease Do-like 10, mitochondrial. The record is from RefSeq and is a predicted model, not a curated record. Lineage: Eukaryota; Viridiplantae; Streptophyta; Magnoliopsida; Vitales; Vitaceae. Gene Ontology annotation, molecular function: serine-type endopeptidase activity; protein binding. Gene Ontology annotation, biological process: proteolysis.
CCGUGUUUUGAACAUUUCAUGUACUCACAUUUGGAGCCUCCGCCCUUUUGAAAUAAAUAAAAACCUAGCGCAGCUUGGGAGCUGUGGGCCGACGGGAAGGUCAGAAGAAGCCACCGGAAGGCCAAGGCGAGUAUUAGGUCGGCAAAAGGAGCGAAGCCAUGCUAGGUCCAUCCCUGCGUUCAGUUGGGAGACUCUGCUCCGUACGUGCAAUAUGUAGAGGCAGAGGCAGAGGCAGUGGCAGAGGCAUAGGUCGUUUCUCCGCCUCUUCCACAAGCCUCAUUUUCCUUCCUCCUAUUGCGACUACCGCCGCAGCGCCUACAUCCCGCUUUAGCUCCUCUAUUUCUCAUUACUCUGACAGUAAUUAUACUGAUGAUGGCGGUGAGACCCAUGGCAUUACCAAUAGGGAGACGAAUGCUUAUUCGGCGAUUGAGCUGGCGCUCGACUCUGUGGUUAAGAUCUUCACUGUCUCCAGCAGCCCCAACUAUUUGCUUCCUUGGCAGAACAAGUCCCAGCGCGAAACUAUGGGUUCCGGAUUUGUCAUCCCCGGGAAAAGGAUUCUUACAAAUGCUCAUGUCGUGGCUGAUCACACAUUUGUGCUUGUAAGAAAGCACGGUUCUCCUACCAAGUAUAGAGCAGAAAUUCAAGCUGUUGGCCAUGAAUGUGACUUGGCUAUUCUAGUUGUUGAAAGUGAGGAAUUCUGGGAGGGUUUGAGUUUUUUGGAGCUCGGAGACAUUCCAUUUCUGCAAGAAGCUGUUGCUGUUGUUGGAUACCCUCAAGGUGGGGACAACAUUUCUGUGACAAAAGGUGUUGUUUCCAGAGUUGAACCUACACAAUAUGUACAUGGUGCUACCCAGCUCAUGGCAAUACAGAUUGAUGCAGCUAUUAAUCCAGGGAAUAGUGGAGGCCCUGCAAUUAUGGGCAAUAGUGUUGCUGGGGUAGCUUUUCAAAACCUUUCUGGUGCAGAGAAUAUUGGUUACAUAAUCCCUGUUCCUGUCAUAAAGCAUUUUAUAUCUGGCAUUGAAGAAACUGGCAAAUAUGUUGGAUUCUGCUCUCUGGGUUUGUCAUGCCAGUACUGAAAUAUUCAACUUCGAACCCACUUUCGAAUGCACCCUGAAAUGACUGGGGUACUUGUGAGCAAAAUCAAUCCUCUUUCGGAUGCACAUAGAGUUCUGAAAAAGGAUGAUAUCAUCCUUGCAUUUGAUGGUGUGCCCAUAGCAAAUGAUGGAACAGUUCCUUUCAGAAACAGGGAGAGGAUAACAUUUGAUCAUCUAGUCUCCAUGAAGAAACCCAAUGAAACAGCUCAAGUAAAAGUUCUGAGGGAUGGUGAGGAGUAUGAAUUCAAUGUUACCCUCCAAACUUUGCAGCCAUUAGUUCCAGUUCAACAAUUUGAUAAGCUUCCUAGUUAUUUCAUUUUUGCUGGUUUGGUCUUUGUUCCAUUGACCCAGCCAUACCUCCAUGAGUAUGGAGAAGACUGGUAUAAUACUUGUCCUCGUCGACUGUGCGAACGUGCACUAAGGGAACUGCCCACAAGGCCUGGUGAACAAAUUGUCAUCCUUUCUCAGGUGCUGAUGGAUGAUAUCAAUGCGGGGUAUGAACGCCUUGCAGACCUACAGGUGAAAAAGGUAAAUGGUGUAGAAAUCAAGAACCUGAAACACUUUUCCCAGCUUGUGGAGAAUUGUAGCAUGGAGAGCUUGAGGUUUGAUUUGGACGAUGAGAGAGUAAUUGUAUUGAACUAUCAAUUGGCUAAAAUAGCCACAUCUAGAAUUUUGAAGCGUCACAGAAUACCAUCUGCCAUGUCCAGAGACCUCAUUCAGAAGCAGGACUCCUCAGAAGUUGAGAUGGCUUGCUUGAGCUGAGUUCUCGUCGGGAAACUUUCUUUUGUAAUAAUGACCUGGAAAUAGAGUUCACCUCUAAAAUUUUGAUACCAAGUAAUUUACCAAUUGAGUUUUACAUUCA